UCAUAUGUUUUAAGAUUACCAAUCUCGAUACCUUCUUCUAUCAGAAAACAGUCAAUUUUUUAGCUACAAACUGGGGUCAUGAUGUAAUCAAAUUACUCAAUAUUCGAGCCGACAAUGAUUGGAAUUUACUUGGGCAACAUUUCGGCUAUUCAACUAGUGAACUGAAACAUUUGGCUCUAGAAGUCAAUCCAUCUAUGAUUUUACUCAACGAAUGGUUCAUGACGCAUAAUGGUGAAGAAGCAAUUUAUGGUCUUGCAAAAAUAUUAGAUGAAAUCGGUCGACAAGAUGUGACAAAAGUGAUUCGAGAAGCAACAUCAGCUUCCGGUGAAGACACUCAUG
Molecule: messenger RNA, 339 nt
Organism: Adineta ricciae
Lineage: Eukaryota; Metazoa; Rotifera; Eurotatoria; Adinetida; Adinetidae
Source: the annotation of a GenBank genome assembly